Messenger RNA from Pollicipes pollicipes, 2057 nucleotides. RefSeq names its product eukaryotic initiation factor 4A-I. The record is from RefSeq and is a predicted model, not a curated record. Lineage: Eukaryota; Metazoa; Arthropoda; Thecostraca; Pollicipedomorpha; Pollicipedidae. The transcript is spliced from 6 exons. The coding region runs from base 58 to 1314 and encodes 418 amino acids. Gene Ontology annotation, molecular function: nucleic acid binding; RNA helicase activity; ATP binding.
AGUACUGCACCACUUCCCCCGCAACCGUCCUUUCGCAGCGAAGCGAACAACAGCGGCAUGUCGAACCAGGAUGUGGACAGGAAUGAGAAGGAGUGGGGGUCAGGUGGUGGAGGUGCCCCCCAGGAGCCAGAGGGAGGCAGUGGUGGUGGCGGCAGUCAGACCAUCGAGUCUAACUGGGAUGAAGUUGUUGACAACUUUGACAACAUGAAUCUCAAGGAAGACCUGCUGCGUGGGAUCUAUGGCUAUGGCUUUGAAAAGCCCUCUGCCAUCCAGCAGCGCGCGAUCAUUCCGUGCAUUAAGCGGCACGACGUGAUCGCUCAAGCACAAUCUGGCACUGGCAAGACGGCCACAUUCAGUAUCUCCAUUCUGGAACAGAUCGACACCACAAUGCGGGAAACGCAAGCUCUGAUUCUGGCGCCUACCCGUGAGCUGGCUCAGCAGAUCCAGAAAGUGGUGCUUGCACUGGGUGACUACCUGAACGCGAUUUGCCACGCCUGCAUCGGUGGCACCAACGUCCGUGACGACAUGCGCUCGCUGGAGUCCGGCGCGCACGUGGUGGUGGGUACACCCGGUCGCGUCAUGGAUAUGAUCAACCGGCGUGCACUGCGCACAGACUACAUCAAGAUCUUCGUGCUGGACGAAGCUGAUGAAAUGCUGUCGCGCGGUUUCAAGGACCAGAUCUACGACGUGUUCCGCACGCUGCCGUCUGACAUCCAGGUUACGCUGCUGUCGGCCACCAUGCCGGCCGACGUCAUGGACGUGACGUCGCGCUUCAUGCGCAACCCAAUCCGCAUUCUGGUCAAGAAGGAUGAGCUGACCCUCGAGGGUAUCAAGCAGUUCUUCGUCCGCGUGGAGAAGGAGGAGUGGAAGCUGGACACACUAUGCGACCUGUAUGAGACGCUGACCAUCACCCAGGCAGUGAUCUUCUGCAACCUGCGUCGGAAGGUCGAGUGGUUGACGGACAUGAUGCAUCGCCGGGACUUCACCGUCUCCGCCAUGCAUGGUGACAUGGACCAGAAGCAGCGGGAGAUGAUCAUGAAGGAGUUCCGCUCGGGCUCGUCUCGCGUCCUGAUUACCACCGAUCUUCUGGCUCGCGGCAUAGAUGUGCAGCAGGUGUCGCUGGUCAUCAACUACGACCUGCCCACCAACCGGGAAAACUACAUCCACAGGAUCGGACGAAGUGGACGGUUCGGCCGCAAGGGAGUGGCCAUCAACUUUGUGACGGAGGCGGACAGCCGCGCGCUGAAGGACAUAGAAGAUUUUUAUCACACGGAGAUCGAAGAGAUGCCGAACAAUGUCGCCGAUCUGAUUUAGGCGGUCCCGGCCGUCCGUCCUGUCUCGCUGCCCUCGGUGAUUGAAUCGGGUGACCUCGAAGCUGCGACCUGACGAAGGAGUGAAUAAAGCCUGAGUCUCGCCAUUGGGAAGUGAUGAUCAGUUGAAGCGACGGCUGCUGCGGCACGCACGGGACUGGCAUCGCUGUUGACGCGGUGGGUUCCCUGUGGAGUGCGCGCGUCUCGGCCGCCGGGCGUACAUCCGCGAUGUAUUGACCCGGUCGAAGACUGACGGCUUGUGAACUGAUCACCGUGAGUGAUCUCGGUCACGAACUGACUACUGGUGCAUCGCCACAAGUGGACUGAGGGGUGCGCGGCGCUGUGUGAGGUGGGGGCCUGCCUCCGUCCUGCACGGGCCGCAAACCUUAUUUAUAACUUUUUCGAUUUUAUUCUAGAUAAGUAUCAUAGACUAGCGAUUGUACGGCGAAAAGGGUUGGAGGCGCCUGCGUCCUUGGAGGGGUCUUCGCCUCUGCUCGUGCGCACAUGGUGUUUUGUCCUGUCAUGUAUUUCCGUGUUUCCCUUUUGUUGAGUGUACUGGUGGCAGUGGGGCGGGUGGCGAGGUCAGAAUCGGGGCUGGCAGCGCUUAACCUGUGCCUGGCCGAGGACGAGCGUGUGCCCCGGUCCUGGUGCCCCACUAUACUCAUGUUUAGGGGGUACUUUAUCAGGAAAAGGGAAAGAAGAAAACGAUUCCGCGUCUAGGCAUGCUUAAUAAAUUGUGUGGGAAGA